This is a messenger RNA of Lizanozyma spartinae, 1242 nucleotides long. RefSeq names its product Ddi1p (gene DDI1). Bases 1 to 1242 code for a protein of 413 amino acids. Gene Ontology annotation, molecular function: aspartic-type endopeptidase activity; protein binding. The record is from RefSeq and is a predicted model, not a curated record. Gene Ontology annotation, biological process: proteolysis. The transcript has a single exon. NCBI's taxonomy places the organism in Eukaryota, Fungi, Ascomycota, Pichiomycetes, Serinales, Debaryomycetaceae.
AUGAAGCUUACUAUUUCCGUUAGUGAUGGUCAAUUGAUUAAUGUUGAUGUUUCUGAAAGUUUGACGUUAGGUGAUUUGAAGGCUUACAUUCAGGCAGAAACUGAACUUGAACCCCAACACCAGAAGUUGACAGUUGAUGGCAAAUUAUUGACCAGUGAAACACAAACACUUAGUGAACUGGGAUUGAAGGAUGAUGAUUUGUUAGUUCUUGAUGUGGGAUCGAUAUCAACAAAUGAGCCUGUGCCUGCUGCUGCUACUCAUCCUCCUCCUCAAUCAACAGGAGGCUCUGAUAGAUUUAAUUUAACUAGCGAACAAGCAGAGAAGUUUAGAACAGAAUUGUUAGGGAAUGAAGUACUUGUGAAGUCACUUAAACGAUUUAGACCCAAUAUCACCGAACUUCUUGCCAAUCCUGCUGCAUUUCUGGAAUAUGCUACCACGAAUCUUAGAAAUGAUAUGAAAGUAGAAGCAAUGGCGAUUGAAAUGAACCCUGAAGAUCCAGAAAAUCAAGCACGGAUUCUUCAAAGUAUUAGACAAGAGCAAAUUGAUCGUAAUUAUCAAUUGGCUCAUGAUAUUACACCAGAAGCUUUCACUAGAAUCAACAUGUUGUAUGUUAAAAUGAUUGUUAACGGACAUGAAUUAAAUGCAUUCAUUGACACAGGAGCAGCAGUUUCUAUUAUAUCUCCCAAAGUGGCUGAAUCCGUGGGGAUAUCUCAUUUAAUAGAUAAAAGGUUCCAUGGUGAAGCUGUGGGAGUGGGGAGACUGAAAAUUGAAGGUAAAAUCCAUAGUGUUCCUAUACGUUUCCCCAAUUCCGAUAUAGCUUUACCAGCAUCAUUUUCAGUGAUCGAUGGUCUGAUGGAUUUUCUUAUUGGGUUAGAUUUGAUGAGAAGACAUAAAUGUAUAAUUGAUUUAGAACGUCACAUUAUGGUCACUGGAGGAAGUAUUGAAGUACCUUUUCUCUCCGAUGUUGAAGUUGAAAAGAUAGUUGGAGACCAACUUGGGUUUAAAGAUUUACUGGAUACUAUACCCAAAGCCACUACGUCCAAAGCCACUACUGAUUCCGUUGCUAAACCUAUGACUGCUUCAGCUUCAAGUAGUCAAACAUCCAGCGCAAGAUCAAGUGCAUUUCCUGAAAAAGAUAUAAAAAUCUUAGUGGAUUUGGGCUUCACUCGUUCAGAUGCAAUAAGAGCUUUACAUCAAUGCAACGGUAAUGUGGACGUUGCAGCAUCAUUAUUGUUCCAAUAA